UGGCCAGGGAGACUUUCGUUACGUUAACAACAAAUGACACCUACUCAAUUGGUGCUUUGGUUCUGGGCCACUCACUGCGUCUGGUCAACACACAGAAGGAGUUGACGGUUUUAAUAACUGAAGGCGUGCCGCAUUCCUUUCGAGAUCUUCUGAGACAGGUCUAUGACAACAUUAUUGUUGUGAAACAGCUGCAAAGCACAGACAAUGGGAGCACCUUUUUUCUGAACCGGCCGAACCUUGGAACAACUUAUACCAAGCUUCACUGUUGGACACUCACAGACUUUUCGAAAGCCGUAUUCUUGGAUGCAGACAUAAUCCUGUGCGAUCAAAGGGCUGACCAAAAAUUCGUUCCCAGUUAUGCUAGCUGCAUUCUUGUGACAGUGCCUAAACUCAGGCGAUGGAGCCCUAACAUCGUCGGAUCUCUGACCGGCAACCGCCGCUAG
Molecule: messenger RNA, 443 nt
Organism: Dibothriocephalus latus
Lineage: Eukaryota; Metazoa; Platyhelminthes; Cestoda; Diphyllobothriidea; Diphyllobothriidae
Source: the annotation of a GenBank genome assembly